This is a messenger RNA of Cladocopium goreaui, 1458 nucleotides long. NCBI's taxonomy places the organism in Eukaryota, Dinophyceae, Suessiales, Symbiodiniaceae. The record is from the annotation of a GenBank genome assembly.
CUGUGACUUUUGAAGAUCACCAUUGCCAUCAUUGCCAGUCACACCGGGGUGCAUGGUUGGUUCAAGACGGGGCCUUCGACGGGCGCAGAGUAGUUGGAGCGUGGAUUUUUUUGAUCUGACAGCGCGACACCAUGUCCAAGGGUGUGAGUGAUGAAGGGCUGAUCUUCGAAACCAGCGAAGACGUGGAGGUCCUUCCAACCUUUGAUGCGCUGGGAUUGAAGGAGGAUCUUCUGCGUGGCGUCUACGCGUACGGCUUCGAGCGACCCAGUGCGGUUCAGCAGCGUGCCAUCCUUCCAAUUCUCAAAGGUCGGGAUGUCAUCGUGCAGUCGCAAAGCGGCACCGGAAAGACUUGUGUCUUCUGCCUUGGAGCCCUGCAGAGUGUGGAUACUAGCUCCAGAGAACCGCAGGCUCUCUUCUUGUCACCCACGCGAGAGCUGGCGGAGCAGAGUCAGAAGGUCUGCCUGGCCCUUGGAGAUUAUCUCAACGUCCAGGUGCACGUGUGCAUUGGAGGAAAGCGCGUCUCGGACGACAUCCACACCUUCGAAGCGGGUGUUCAGAUUGUGUCAGGCACUCCGGGUCGAGUCUUCCACAUGAUCCAACAGCGACACUUCAGCACUCGACACGCUAGGGAAACACACACUAUGGCGCCUGCUGCCAUGUCCUUCGUGCGACUGCAUGCGCUGCGGCGGCCCUUGGGCUUUGCGCUGCUGGGAUUAUGCGGCUUGGGACAGAAGCCCUUCCUCUCAGCGGCCGGCGGAGCCUUACCAUUGGACGAGCUUUCGGCCCUGCACCAGAAAUUUGGCGGCGAUGCCAGCGUUUGGGCCAAUCAACCCAUGCCACAGAGGGCUCGAAGUGGAGGCACCAUCUCUGCCUUGAGCGUUCAAAUCCCAGCACUAGAGCGACUGGCGCCAUAUUUGAGGCCCGGUGCCUCCGUCUUCGACCUGGGCUUCGGCUCGGGGGUCAUGACCGCCAUGCUCCUGGCAGCGGCUCCGUCGUCGGGGGUCCGGGUGAUAGGCGUGGACCUGGAGGACAAGGUGAAGGUGGCCACGGAGAACAUGUUGAAAACGAGUGGUCCAUUUCGUUUCCAAAGAGAACAGUUUGAGUUUCUGGGCGGCGAUGCUUUCCACUAUCUGCAGAGAUGGAAGGACGAAGGGAAGACCUUCGACGUGGUGUACAGCGGAUGUUCCUUUGAUCCGGACACCCAGCAGCUCGCCCUCUUUCUGGGCCGACUGAAACCCACUGGAGCUGCGGUCUUCAACUUGGGAAAUCCAGGAAAACAAGGCAUGUACUUUGUGGCAGAUGGUGGGAAAAAAUGCGAACUCCUCAUGCGGGUGAAUUUCAUGAUGGCUGAAAGCCCUCUGACGCCUCCGGCCUCUGACUCCGUGCCUCUGGAUCCUUCCAGGCUUGGCCAGUGGAUACAGCAGAACAUCUUUACAGACAAGGAACUGUGAACAAAAA